AUGGAAUUUUGCGCAUUUCACAGAGGUAAGCAGAAGUUGCUGAAAGCAGAAGCACUGGAACCGGGACGCGACAGUGCAACAUUUCUUCGCAAUUUUGAGACGAAAUAUCAAAAAUUUGUGGAUGCUAUCGACAGCCGAGUGGACGGAGUUUAUGCGCGAGCUGUCACGGAAGUGGUCAAAUUCUGCGAAAACGGAAAUGAUUACGAUUACGAAAGGGUUCUCGCUAAAGCACUGGAUGUGGAGCCAGUUGUCAUUACAGAUUUACAUCCACUUCCCCUGUAUGAUUUGCAACAGAUUCUACUGUUGUCUCAAGCAUUCGUUUUGCCCUUCUGUUAUCCAUAA
This is a messenger RNA of Gongylonema pulchrum, 342 nucleotides long. The record is from the annotation of a GenBank genome assembly. Lineage: Eukaryota; Metazoa; Nematoda; Chromadorea; Rhabditida; Gongylonematidae.